AUGGAGACGCUUAGGGCCGUCUUCACCAAGCCGGACCCUCAGGCACAGGCCCGAAAAUGCAACGCACUAUUGCGCACCAACAUCCGCAAGCUCGACCGCGACAUCAACAACAUCAAGCAGGCCGAGGCCAAGGCGCGGCAGCUCAUCAUCCAGGCCGACCGGCGCGGGCAGCGCGACCCGUCCCGCGCCGCGCAGGCCCGCAAAGAGGUGCGCCUCUACGCCGGCGAGCUGAUCCGCGCGCGGCGGCAGACGGCGCGCCUGCACACGGCCAAGGCGCAGCUCGGCUCCGUGCAGAUGCAGGUCAGCGAGGCCUUUGCCGUGCGCAAGAUUGAGGGCUCAAUCCGGUCCAGCGUCGGCAUCAUGAAGGACGUCAAUACGCUCAUUAGCCUGCCCGCGCUGGCCGUCACCAUGCGCGAGCUCGGCACCGAGCUCGUCAAGGCCGGCAUCAUCGAGGAGAUGGUCGAGGACGUGCUGCCCGAGGACGCCGACCCGCUGCUGGAGGACGACGCCGAGGUUGACAGGGUCCUGAGUCAGAUCCUCAAGGACAAGAAAGAGACGACUGCUGUGGCGGCGCCGUUGCCAGCGGCGCCGCUGCCGGAUCCCGAGGUACCCGUCGCGGCGGAGGAGGUGGAGGAGGACCCGGAGGAGAUGAUGGAUCAGAUGCGAGACCGGCUGAAUGCCCUACGAAGCUAG
Cordyceps fumosorosea ARSEF 2679 is the source of this 693-nucleotide messenger RNA. RefSeq names its product charged multivesicular body protein 3. The transcript is spliced from 2 exons. Gene Ontology annotation, biological process: endosome transport via multivesicular body sorting pathway; protein transport; late endosome to vacuole transport. Bases 1 to 693 code for a protein of 230 amino acids. The record is from RefSeq and is a predicted model, not a curated record. Gene Ontology annotation, cellular component: ESCRT III complex; multivesicular body. NCBI's taxonomy places the organism in Eukaryota, Fungi, Ascomycota, Sordariomycetes, Hypocreales, Cordycipitaceae.